Molecule: messenger RNA, 1175 nt
Organism: Rubroshorea leprosula
Lineage: Eukaryota; Viridiplantae; Streptophyta; Magnoliopsida; Malvales; Dipterocarpaceae
Source: the annotation of a GenBank genome assembly
CAUGGGUUUAACAUCACAUCUAAAAAAAACAUCAACAGAGAAGAAAACAAACAAACAUGGCAGAUCCUUAAAGGAAAAAUAGAUGUGGGUUUGAUGGGAGGAAUCCCACCUACGGGAUCAAGCUCCCACCAUUCCCUUCACCAUUUCCCUAAAAGGACUCUCUGUUUCGAAGAUUACCUAAAGCAAGUGAGACUUAGAGCAUGCAACUCUUUUGAAACCCAAAAACGGGAAGCUCCUCUGGAAGCUCGAUGAUCCUCUCCCAAGAAUUUGCUUUGCUCAAAACAGAAAAUCCUUCUUCUUCGAAACCCCUCUCUUUCGGACUUCUCUCUUCUGCUUCUCUUUUUUUUUUCUUGUUUACAGUGACGAGAAGAAAAAUGCAACACAGAAAAGAACAACCCAGAAGAGAAAAAAACCGAAAGAAAACUAAAAAAAAACAAACCAAACUAAAAAAUCAACCCCCCAGACCUCCCUGUACCCUGCUUUUUGCUCUAUAUAUAUACCUAAACAACAAAAUAAAAAAAAUGAAAUAAAUAAAGAAAAGUCUUGCUCCGUUAAUCACUAAUGAUGCCAAUUUUGUCUGGUAUUGUUGUUUUUUUUGUAUGGCUGUAGCGUGCAGGAGGCAGGGGCACGGGAUUGGGCACAGAGUGCAGGAGGCGCAGGGUCGGUGCAACAGUAGGGGGCGUAGGCGGCAAGGGUUGGUUCAGUGCAGCAGCAGGGGGUGUAGGAGCAUGAUUGCCGAAAGUAGGGGUAUGAUUGGGCGCAGAAGGCACGGGAUCUUGGGCGUAGAAGGCACGGGAUGCAGAGGGGAGAGUGCAGAGCAAGGCCGGGCGCAUGAGCCAAGGGCGCAGAGUGCAGGAGGCAAGGCUCGAUUGCGGAAGCAAAGGGGGCACGGAGCAGGGCUGGCUCGCGGUAAGCAGGGGGCGCAGAGGUGCGGUGAGCGUGGAGCAGGAAGGCUGGUUCGGGUGUAAGGGAGGAAGAAAGUUUUGGAUGCUUUCCUUUUUCUUUUUUUUUUUUUGGGGUUUUUUUAUGGUUUUUGGGUUUGGUAUUUGGGUUUUGAGUUUUUGUGGGUUUUGGGUAAUUGGGGUUUGAGUUUGGGUUUUGGUUUGGGUUUGAUGGGUUUUGGGUUGGACUUGUAAAAUUCGUUUUGAUGAACUUCAUCCCUCCAACUUUUGAUU